Molecule: messenger RNA, 2336 nt
Organism: Cynocephalus volans (Philippine flying lemur)
Lineage: Eukaryota; Metazoa; Chordata; Mammalia; Dermoptera; Cynocephalidae
Gene: GALNT4
Product: polypeptide N-acetylgalactosaminyltransferase 4
Exons: 1
Coding region: 210-1958 (582 amino acids)
Biological process (GO): protein O-linked glycosylation
Cellular component (GO): Golgi apparatus
Molecular function (GO): polypeptide N-acetylgalactosaminyltransferase activity
Source: RefSeq, a predicted model, not a curated record
GUGGGGAGAGAGGACUGGGACUGUGCCGGAGGCCGUGGACCGAGACGUCUCAGGUGACCCCUGGGAAGGCCGGGAGGUUAGAAAGGAGCCGAGCGCCUGCACGAAAAGAGGGACCUGCUGGGAAGUCCCCCCCCCCCCCACCUGAGCCGGGAACUCAAGCUGCGUGUUCCCCUGCGUUGUGGCUGGGUGGCCGCGUCCGCGCGCUAACCAUGAGGAUCCGGAUGGCCGUGAGGAAGACCUGGGUAGGAAAGAGCUGCCUCCUGCUGGCGCUUUUAGCAGUGGCCUAUGUCCUUGUGGAGUUCUCGGUCUCCACUUUCCAUGCCUCCCCAGGAGCCGGCCAUACCAGGGAGCGGGUCUCAAGACGGCUCUCAGACCUGGAGAAAAAUGCAGAGGAUUUGUCUCGACCACUUUAUGAGAAGCCCCCUGCAGAUUCCCAUGCACUUGGGGAGUGGGGGAAAGCCAGCAAACUCCAGCUCAACGAGGGUGAACGGAAGCAGCAAGAAGAACUCAUUGAGAGAUAUGCCAUCAAUAUUUACCUUAGUGACAGGAUUUCUCUGCACCGCCACAUAGAGGAUAAAAGAAUGUAUGAGUGUAAAUCCAAGAAAUUCAACUAUAGGAGACUUCCCACCACCUCUGUUAUCAUUGCUUUCUAUAAUGAAGCCUGGUCGACUUUACUGCGCACCAUUCACAGUGUUUUAGAAACUUCUCCUGCAGUCCUCUUGAAGGAGAUCAUCUUGGUGGAUGACUUGAGUGACAGAGUUUAUUUGAAGACACAACUUGAAACUUAUAUCAGCAAUCUUGAUAGAGUCCGCUUGAUUAGAACCAAUAAGCGUGAGGGGCUGGUUAGGGCCCGCCUGAUUGGGGCCACUUUUGCCACUGGUGAUGUCCUCACCUUCUUGGAUUGUCACUGUGAGUGUAAUUCUGGUUGGCUGGAACCACUUUUGGAAAGGAUCAGUAGAGAUGAAACAGCAAUUGUUUGUCCUGUUAUAGAUACCAUUGAUUGGAAUACUUUUGAAUUCUAUAUGCAGACAGGGGAGCCCAUGAUUGGUGGAUUUGACUGGCGUUUAACAUUCCAGUGGCAUUCUGUCCCCAAACAUGAAAGGGACAGGCGGGAAUCGAGAAUUGACCCCAUCAGAUCACCCACCAUGGCUGGAGGAUUGUUUGCUGUCAGCAAGAAAUAUUUUCAGUACCUUGGAACAUAUGAUACUGGAAUGGAAGUGUGGGGAGGUGAAAAUCUCGAGUUGUCUUUUAGGGUGUGGCAGUGUGGUGGUAAAUUGGAGAUCCACCCAUGUUCCCAUGUGGGCCAUGUAUUCCCCAUGCGGGCACCGUAUGCUCGCCCCAAUUUCCUACAGAAUACUGCUCGGGCAGCAGAAGUGUGGAUGGAUGAGUACAAAGAGCAUUUCUACAAUCGAAACCCUCCAGCAAGGAAAGAAGUGUACGGUGAUAUUUCUGAAAGAAAAUUACUACGAGAACGGCUGAGAUGCAAGAAUUUCGACUGGUAUUUGAAAAAUGUGUUUUCCAAUUUACAUGUUCCGGAGGAUAGGCCAGGCUGGCAUGGGGCUAUUCGCAGUAUGGGGAUCUCUUCUGAAUGUUUAGAUUAUAAUUCUCCUGACAACAACCCCACAGGUGCUAACCUUUCACUGUUUGGAUGCCAUGGUCAAGGAGGCAAUCAAUUCUUUGAAUAUACUUCAAACAAAGAAAUAAGGUUUAAUUCUGUGACGGAGUUAUGUGCGGAGGUUCCUGAGCAAAAAAAUUAUGUAGGAAUGCAAAAUUGUCCUAAAGAUGGGCUCCCUGUUCCAGUAAACAUAAUUUGGCAUUUUAAAGAAGAUGGAACCAUUUUCCAUCCACACUCAGGACUAUGUCUUAGUGCUUAUCGGACACCCGAGGGCCGACCUAAUGUUCAAAUGAGAACUUGUGAUGCUCUAGAUAAAAAUCAAAUCUGGAGGUUUGAGAAAUAGUAGAGUACAACAGCACUUUCACCAUAAGCUGACAAUAGCUUCAGUAAAAGUCAAAGAGCCUCAGAGAAGAUUGUAUUUUAUCAGAAGUCACCCAACGGUCAUCUGUGAGAGCACGCUGAAGCUGUGGUUCAUUUUGGUAUAUUACACUGAAACUGGGUGCACAGAGUGCUACUGUUUAAUAUUUCAAAGUGCCUUAUGGGUUGUUUUAUUUAAAAGCUUUGUCAAUAUGGUCUCUUACUUCUUUUUAAAGAAGUUGACUGAAUUGAGAUACAAGACAUUUAAGUGCCAGACUUAAUAUUAAAGAAUGUGAAAGUCCAAGCAAAAUGAGGUAUGAUUUGUGUUGAUGGGUAAGUUUACUGCACAUCCUGUUUUUUUAAA